This is a messenger RNA of Tetrahymena thermophila SB210, 5028 nucleotides long. RefSeq lists its product as hypothetical. The transcript is spliced from 9 exons. The record is from RefSeq and is a predicted model, not a curated record. Gene Ontology annotation, molecular function: protein binding. NCBI's taxonomy places the organism in Eukaryota, Ciliophora, Oligohymenophorea, Hymenostomatida, Tetrahymenidae.
AUGAAUAGCCUAUACUUGAAAAGCGAAAACGCAAUAACAUUUUGCAUGCAUACUGAAAAGAUGCAUAUCUUCUACUUAAAGGAAUGCGAGCAAUCAAAGCAUUUAAUAGUUAUUGAGGAAGAUUUACUUUCAAAUGGAUUAGUUAACAGUUUUGUUGUUCCUAAAGGAAGAAAUAUCGAGGCAGCAGGUUACAUUUUAUAGUUUAAUAAAAAGAGUGGAUAUCUUAUGCUAAGUUAUCCUCCUUGCAGAUUUGUUAUUUGGAAUGUCAACACUUAAGAGACAAUACUUUUCACUGAAACAAGAGGCAAAAAUCCUUACUUUAUAAACAAUUUUACCUUUAAUGAUUCCUCUCGUGUUCUUUUCUUUUCUGCUGUUGGAUAAAGAAAUGUAUACUGUAGUGCGCUUGUAGAAGAUAAUAAUACUUUUUCUUUUUAAAAGAAUACUAAACUGCAGCUUCCUAAAAAAAUAGUUGUACUAGAUUUAAAAUGCUAACCAAAUGAUAAGAGGUUAUUAGCUGCAUGCAGUGAUGGCAUAAUAAGAAUUUGGAAUUCGGAGAGUCUUUCACCACUUAGAGGAUUAAGUGAUCCUUAAAGUUAAUCAAAUGAAGUACUAACAGAGACUCAAGCUUACAGCAAACAUUACUUUACAUGCUUAGAAUUCUCUAGUGAUGGCCAAAGGCUACUAGCAGGUACAAAUUACGGUUAGGUAUACUGUUUCGACUCUAGAUCGUUGGGUAAUAAGCAUCUUACUUUAGCAUCAAUUAAUGUAGGAAGCACAGCAAUUCUAAGUUGUAAAUGGCUUUAAUAUAAUGGGCUCUCUUCUUCAAAAAAUUAAAAUUUUAUAGUUUAUACUUCUUAAAUUUCAUUAAAGCUUUUUAAGUAUUCAUUCUAAGGAAAUCUUCCUAGCUUGAUGGCAUCAAAAGCUCCAAAUGUUCAAUAAAAAGCUAGUGCUUAGAUUGUCAAAGUGCAAGAUCUUUACAAUCAUAGAUAAGAAAUAAAGCUCUAGGACUUUUAUGGAAUCAAUUUGCAAUUUGAAAAAUUCCUCUACAUUCAUGAAUUUGCUAAUUUCUUUGCAUUUAACACAUUCAAGACGAAAGCUCAGUUCUCAUAAUAAAAUAAAAACUCCUUUAAGCAUACUAUAUAGAUUUAUACUAUUUAUGAUAAGCUUUACGAUAAAAUAGACUUCCCUAUUGUUUCUCCUUAGUUUAAUCAUAGUUUCGAGUAGCUGCUUCCAAAUGAUUAAAAGUAAGUUUUAUUCUAGAGAUCUUCAUAUACAAUCGAGCAAAUGGAUAUUAAAAUGCUUUAAUUAGGUCAUGGUACUAUAAGGACUGUUGCAAGUUUAAAAUAAAUUUUAAUGUCAGAAGAUGUUAAAUUCUAUGGGUUAGAUACUAGACCACUUAAAAUGGAUUAUUCUACUAAUCAGAAAUAUUUAUUGUUUUAUAAAAUGGAUGAUCACUAUUACACAACAACAUUCAGCGUUAAUAUAGAAAGAAGUGAAGAAGAAGCAAAAAAAGAGGACUCCAUAAAUAAUUAUCUUGCAACUUAGAGCUAGCAGGCUAUAUUUUUAGGUGAAUCCCACUACAGUAAUCCUCCUAUUUAUUAUCUUGAUGAAAAUAUGUAAAGUUUUGCAGUAGAUUGCCAUACUGAUAAAAUUGAAGAGUAAAUAAGUAAGCUUUUACAGGAAUAAGGUUACUAAAUUAAAGAUGAUGAAAUAUCAGUUAAGGGAGAUCUUAGUUAGAAGAUAGAAAGAAUUUUUUCAACACCAUUUUAAAAAGGAUUUGUCAUUCUUUAUUUACUUGCAGAUAAUAAUAGGCUGUGUUUUUCUAGAAAUCGCCUUCCUGGGUAUAGAUUAUUGGACUUCGAGUUAGGACUCCCUUUAGCUAUUUCAAGCCAAAGUAACGCUUCAAACAAUAACUAUGUUUUCAUUGCUGAUGAAGAUGAUACUGUUAUUGAUGUAGUUUGGUAAAAUAUGAAUACUGAUAAUCCUGCAGUACAAAUAGGGGCUAUAAUUUGUAUUAAUAAAAUACAUUUUGUAAAUGGUAACUUGUAAAAAAUAAAAACAAUAAAAGUUUGUCCAUCUACUUCAGCUAAUUUGAUAAGCUCUGCUAAAUGGUUUGGCUCUGCUCUUAUUUUCAUCACAAGAACUCAUGUAUAGUACGCUUGUAUAGAUGGCACAACCAACUGUAUUUUAAGUUUAGACAGCUAUGAAAGCAAAUAGUGGCUAGUGGAAAUCAUGAUUGAUAGAAUUAUAAUUGCAUCAAAAUCUAACAUUAAAAAAAAGUAAGCCUAAGCUCAAGUUGACUACAAAAUAAAAGUAUUUUCUCCUGUAGAACCUCUGAUUUGUGGGUAUAUUGCCAAUUGUAAAUAUUUAAAAAGAGAAAUUAGAGAAAAGGAUAUUUGUUAAAUAAUAGAAACAUAUUAAACUAGUUUUAUUUCUUCUACACUACUUUAGAGCUUACAAAAAGAAAAACUUCAUCAUUUGUGUUAUUUUUACAUUUAUAAUUCUGAAAAUAAAUAACUACCUUGCGGAUAAAAGGUAGAAAUACUUGAAUAAAUGCUAAAAACAGAAGGAAUUUUAGACUUAUUGUUCCCAAGUAAAAAUUUAAAAGUAGAAACUGAUAUUAUUGAAAUAUUAAAAAGAAUGUAGUAAGAUCCAAGAGCUGUAGGUGAAGCUCAAACAUUAUAAUACCUAUGCUAAUAUUAUUUACUUAUUGGAGAGUUUGAAAGGGCUUUAAUUGUAUGUCAUCUUCUUUAGGAUUUUCGUAAAAUGUUUAUCAUCUCAAAAUCAACUAACAUUUAACCCCUUAUGAAUGCAUUUGCGGCAAAUUAUUUAAAUUCUAAAAUUGGAUUAAAUAUACACAAAAAUGAGAGAUACAUAUUAUAGUAAGCAGUAUCUGAAGAUAGUUAAGGUUAGAUCAACUAAACAGAUGAUAGUAUAGAAUCUUUCUACACUACAGAUAACUUUUCUUAUAAUAUUAUAAACAGUAUAGAAAGUGGUGGAAAAUCUAUUAGAAAUAGUGAGGUUUUAUAGGAGAUAGCUCAACUCGAUGAGGAGUUGGCUUAAUAUUUGAAAAGAGUUAUUAAUAGAAAAGAUAUUUAGUAAUCCUCAUUAGGCUUCGGACAGUAGUUAUUUAGUUAAGUUUUCAUUGAUAAAUUAGAUGAAGAUGAUGAUGAUUAGAAUUAGAAUUUGUAAGUAAUAGAACAUCACAACUUUGAGAAUAUUACAGACUAUUUGGGAAUCUAUUCAUCGUUUAUAGAAGCAUCUAAGAUGCACUAAGGAGGUUAAAGUGCUCAUGCUGGAGGAGGUUUUGGUCAGCAGGGAAUGAAUGAAGACAUGGCCGGGGAAGCUGCUGGAGAGGAAGAAGAAGAUUAAGAUGAAAAUAAAGAUAUAUUAAUUCUUUGGCGCUUUGACGAAGGCAAAGGAAACCAAAUUGGAGAUUUGAGUAACUAUGAAAUCGAAGGGCAAAUAAUUUCAGAGAAUGGAUAAUAAGAUAAGGUUUGGAAUUUGUUACAAGAAAGUGAUCCAUUAGAAAUAGAAGAUAUUUGGGGUAAAAAAGUACCACAUUAAUACAGUAUAGUUUUUAGUGGAGAACAAACAUUUAAUGGUAUUAAAACUUUGAGUGAGAAAUGGUGCAACAAGUAGAAAAAAAUAAAAGAAUUUACUCUAGAAAUGUGGAUCAAGGCGAAAGGUGGUGAUGGUCCUGUUUUUAGAGUUAUGAACUAGAACGAAACUAGCUUUGAAGUUCGCAUUAAAUAAUAGGAUAUUUAAGUAUUUGUUAAAAAUAAUCCUAUCAAAUUUGUAGCGUUCAAAGAAGAAGAAGAUGAAAAUAAUUAAAAGGAUAACUCAAAGUCAAAUGCUCAACAAGGAAAUGGAAAUAACUCUAUUCAAAUACCUCAAAAUGUUUGGACUCAUUUGUCAAUUUAAUACGAAGAUUCUGCUAAACUAUCCCUUUUCUUAAACUGCAAGGAACUCUAUUAGAGCGAAGAAGAUUUAGAUAUAGUUACAUACGAAACCUUUAAAAGUAAAGCACUCUAUAUAGGUUCUAAUACUUUUAUUGGAGAGAUUACUGAAUUCCGUUUAAGAAAAGAGAAACUGACUGUGAAUCAAAUACGUGAUUAGUAUAAAACUCCUCUACCAAUUGUAUAUGAAAAAAAGAAACAGAUAAAAUUCAAAGUUAAGAAGGGAGAUAACAAAGAUGACAAUAAACCUAAAAAUUAAUUUAACUUUUCUAUGCCCCCAAUUAUAGAUGAUAAUAUGAAUUAGUUUAAUACUAAUGCCUUUAAUUCAACUAAUUAAGAUGAAAAUAAAUAAUCAAGUAAGCCAGCAAAUCCUUUCGCAUUUAGUAUGCCUCCAAUUAUAUAAGAUGAUGUUCCAAGCUAAUAAGUGGAUGCUGGAGCAGGUAUCUAAAAAGAAAAUACUGAAUCUCAAUAAUAAAAAAAUCCUUUUGUAUUUUAAAUGCCCACUAUCAUCAAAGAUGAUGAAUAUGAAAUAAAAAAUAAUCAAGACGAAGAAGAAUAAAAGUAAUCCUAAAAUUAGCAGAUUCCAGCAUAAAAGAACUCUGAUUAGAAAUAAAAUGUCAGUAUAGACAAACCUACCUCUAACUUUGAUGAUUUUGGUGCAUUUGGAACAUUUACUCAAACGCCUUAGGUGAACAAAAAUAGAUCAGAUAGCAAUGCUUUUAGCUAGUUUUAAUCUUAUUCUGGUGCAUAAGCAUCUACUUAGCAAUAAAAAGAUUUUGGAGAUCCAUUUUCAUAGUUUAGCACUCAAAGUAAGCCAAACUAAGGAAAAAAUGAUUCAUUUAGUAACUUUGGUAAUGAUGCAACUUCGGCAUUUGGAAAUUUUGGUACAACCAGUAACGCACCAAAAAUUGGAAGCAAUUCCCACUUCGAUGCUUUUAAAUAGAGUCCAGCAAAAGAAGGAGGUGAUUUCAAUAAUAACAAUUUCUUCGGUGGAUUUGGUAGUAGCAACUAGGUUUAGGAAUAAAACAAUUCAUUCUCCAAUUUUGGAGAGCCAUAAACUAAAAAGUGA